Molecule: messenger RNA, 2197 nt
Organism: Kogia breviceps (pygmy sperm whale)
Lineage: Eukaryota; Metazoa; Chordata; Mammalia; Artiodactyla; Physeteridae
Gene: NUTF2
Product: nuclear transport factor 2
Biological process (GO): protein import into nucleus
Cellular component (GO): nuclear pore central transport channel
Molecular function (GO): nuclear import signal receptor activity
Source: RefSeq, a predicted model, not a curated record
CCCAGAGUGCAGCGGGGUGGCAAGGGAAGGCAGGGGGGAAGGGACAGUCGGUCGCAGACCGCGCUGGGUUGCCGCCGCCGCUGCAGCCAUCGUGCCAGCCCCUCGGGUCUCAACGAGGCCGGGUGACGCUCCAGAAUGGGAGACAAGCCAAUUUGGGAGCAGAUUGGAUCCAGCUUCAUUCAACAUUACUACCAGUUAUUUGAUAACGACAGAACCCAACUAGGCGCAAUUUAUAUUGACGCGUCAUGCCUUACGUGGGAAGGACAGCAAUUCCAGGGGAAAGCUGCCAUUGUGGAGAAAUUGUCUAGCCUUCCGUUCCAGAAAAUCCAGCAUAGCAUCACGGCGCAGGACCAUCAGCCCACGCCAGAUAGCUGCAUCAUCAGCAUGGUUGUGGGCCAGCUCAAGGCCGAUGAAGACCCCAUCAUGGGGUUCCACCAGAUGUUCCUAUUAAAGAACAUCAAUGAUGCUUGGGUUUGCACCAAUGACAUGUUCAGGCUUGCCCUGCACAACUUCGGCUGACCUCCUCCCAGCCAGGCACUCAUGCUGUUUCCUCCUCCCUCCUCUUCCCGAUAUUAUUCAUGCUCCUCCAGAUGCUCCAAAUAUCAUACACAAAUGAGCAGGGCCGCGGUGGGAGUGGGCGCAGUGCGCUACUGCUGCUGAGGUAUUGUGCAUGAUGUUUGGACGCUAGACUAGUUGCAUCUGACGGGAGAAGUUUGUGUUGUACCAGCGCAUGCCUUGGAAAGACUUAAGUAAUGCGAAAGGUUGUCUUUUUUUUUUUUUUUUUUUUUUUUUUUUUUUUUUUUUUUUUUUAAUCUACUGACAAGUUGCUCUAGUAACCCAAAGAAGUGAAGGAGAAAGCAGCUGCCUCACCACCGAGAUGUUGAUUUGUUCAGAUGUUUCAAUGCCUCAUGAUACAAUAAAACCACGAAAAUUUUCUUAACAGUUUAAAUUGUUUUAAUUAGUUUAAUAGUUGGCUGGGCAUCAGUAACUACCCUGCCUCAUUGGCUCUCUCAUGUCUCACCCUCCCACCUCUACCCCACUUCAGCGAUACCUGUUGCAAGGAGAAAACGCUGAAGCAUCACUCUCAGCUGGCUUCUCUCAGAAGCCCUGUAGGGCAGUGUUCCCUCCAUGGCCCACCUGGUCUUGGGAAAGUGAGCUGCAGACAGGCAGAGCUCAGGUCUGACCUGAAGCUUCCCUUGCGCUGAAGCCUCUGCAGUCAGUUCUGACACCUCCUGUGAUCUCUACACUGGGUAGGGUCAAGGCUCUAAUGACAUGUGAGAUGACCCAGAACCCCACUGAAGAUGGAAAAGCAAAAAUGGCCCAUUAGCUUCAGGCCCUCUGAACUGAGGGCUCAGCAAGACCAAGUAUGAGCAGAGGUUUGAGGGAGAAGGGCCUGUUCUAUCCACAGAAGGGUCAGGAUCACAUCCAGUGUGCCCCGUAAAUCCCAAGCCAAGCAGAGGGCAGCACUGAUGCUGUACCAUCUGCUGUGGAUAUCAUUACCCAAAGGGGAGUAACUCAAACAGCCAGCCUCCAAUGCCUAUGGAGCCAGGCCUGGUUGGGUUGGAGUAUAGAUUUAGAACUAUGAAAGAAAGCAUUCUGAGUUUGAGGGAUUUAGGUUCUAGGAUUUCUCACCCAUGAGACCUCUGCAAGGCAUCUCUAGGCCUCCUCCAAUUCCUUCCCUGACCACACACACACACCUUCACACUAUCUUCAAAUCCCAGGAAGUCUCAGCUGUUGGGGCAGUUUCUGCUCCUCAGUUUUGGGGACAAGCCUUGCCUAGUACAAAUCUAGCCCGUGAGCCCUGAGACCUUGGUGGUGUAAAACUGGUGGCAAGGUAGCAACCACGGGCUAGAAACAAACCCAGGACUUGGGCUGAUACCCUGUUAGGGGUUUUAGGAUUAGUGAGGGCACCACAGCUUUGCCUGACCUGCACAGCCCCCUUCCCUCCUGCACUAUGGAUGGAAGCCAAGGACUUCCUCAGACCCCCACUGGUUGCCUGGCUACACUGGGCUGGAUGGUGUGCUGUUUGAAAGGACAGCAUACUCAGGAGAUUUCAGUGGGGCUGAUUUCUUGGCUGCUGUGUAUUUGGGGGGUGGAGGUUGGGGAGAGAGGUAGAAACCUGCUGCCUCUUAAACCACCCUGUAUAAAAUCUGCAAUACAGCUUUUCCAUGUACCUGUGCCUGAAAUGUCUGCAAUA